Messenger RNA from Sceloporus undulatus (fence lizard), 2086 nucleotides. RefSeq names its product death effector domain containing 2 (gene DEDD2). The transcript has 6 exons. The record is from RefSeq and is a predicted model, not a curated record. Gene Ontology annotation, molecular function: DNA binding; protein binding. Bases 214 to 1263 code for a protein of 349 amino acids. Gene Ontology annotation, cellular component: nucleolus. NCBI's taxonomy places the organism in Eukaryota, Metazoa, Chordata, Lepidosauria, Squamata, Phrynosomatidae. Gene Ontology annotation, biological process: apoptotic process; regulation of apoptotic process; extrinsic apoptotic signaling pathway via death domain receptors.
AAGGGAGGAAAACACAAACAGGGUCCGGGCGCAUGCGCAGAGGGAGGGGGAGCAGGGCAGGCGAGGCUGGCGCAGGCGCAGAAGCGUCGAAAGAACCAGAAAGACCAGAGCGACGGUGAGGAGCGGAGCGAAGGCGAGAGAGCCGCCGAAAGCGAAGGAACCGAGGGAAAAGAGCGGCAGCCGAGGAAGGCGCGCGGCGCUGCGAAGGGAAGGAUGUCGGAGUGUCGGCGCCCGCGGGGCUUCUGCUGGCAGCCCUGGGAGGAGGAGGAGUGCCUGGAGUACUACGGGAUGCUCUCUCUGCACCGGAUGUUCGAGGUGGUGGGCGCCCAGCUGACGGAGAACGACGUGGAGGUGCUCUCCUUCCUCCUGGACGAGACCCAGCCCUGGACCCACCCUCUGGACCCGGGCCUCUGGGUCACGGACCCUGCGGACCCUGCAGCGGAGGAGGACGCCCUCCAAGGAUGGAAGAGGAAGAGGGGCGGCCAGGCGCAGCCCCGGUGGCCCAAGAACGGGGUGCAUCUGCUGCUGGAGCUGGAGCGCAGGGGCAAGUGCGACGAGACCAGCUUCGUGCGGCUGCUGCAGCUCCUGCGCGUCCUGACCAGGCACGACCUCCUGCCUUACGUCUCCCUCAAAAGGCAGCGGACAGUUUCCCCGGAGAGGUACACCUACGGACCGUCCGUCUCGCCCUCAGACCAGCAGGUGGACAGCUGCCUCAAUGCGGCCUCUGCAGAGCCCCGGAGCGAUCAGUGGGAGACAGGCUCCAAUUCCAGCAAAAGGAAGCGAGCCAGCAGAGGCCGAGCAAAGUCCGUUCUUCCCCGCAGGCGACGGGGAGGCAAAGCAGCUUCUGCUCCAAAGCAGGAGGUCCAAACCCCGACCAAAGUGACUUGUGACAUCCGGCUCCGUGUUCGUGCUGAAUACUGUGAGCAUGAGUCCGUCUUGCGUCAGAAUGUGAUGUCAAACAAGCAGAACCAGUUGGAGCGCCAGUUUGAUGUAUUUGGGCAGUCCAACACCAUCCUCAAGUCCCGUGACCUGGGCUCCAUCAUCUGUGACAUCAAGUUCUCAGAGCUGUCCUACCUGGAUGCCUUCUGGAGCGAUUACAUGAAUGGCUCGCUGCUGGAGGCCCUGAAGGGUGUCUUCAUCACAGAAUCUCUCAAAGAGGCUGUGGGCCAGGAGGCUAUCCGGCUACUAGUCAACGUGGACGAGGACGACUACGAGGAGGGCCGGCGCCUCUUGCUGGAAAGCGUCGUUCCACAGGCCUGGUAAUGCCAGCCUGUGGGAAAUUUAGAGCACUUGUUUUCCUCCCCGUUGCCACGUGGCUUAUCUACAUUGGAUAUAGGCUUGAUGGGGCAGGGAGGAACUCUGGAAAAGGAAUCUUCAUCCCGUCGUGGGACAGGCUGGAUCUUGGCUGCGGCGGGACUCCAGGGAGUCACUGUUUUGCCACCGCUCCUCUUAUAGAGGCUGAAGGACUGAAAAGGGCCACAGGGAAGGAGGGGGUCUGGAUGGACGCUCUGGUACUGUAGGUCCAGGGCAGAGGUACUGGCCAUCUUUGGGGCAGAGGGGGCUGUUCUGUCCUGAUGUAGGAUAUGGGGCCCUCUGUGCCCCAGUUGGUGUGUCCAUCAUGCUCAGUAUUUGUGGUGGUGGUGGGUUUUUGCCACCCCUUUUGCAGAGGUGGGCAUCAGGCUCAUUUUGCAGAGUUGCAGGAUGGCAGCAGAACACUCUGUUAACCAUUCUUUUCCCCCCAAAUCUGCUCUCUGGUGUGGACUUUUCCCCUUUAAGCAAAGAAGCCCCACAGACUGCAGAGGUGGAUGCGAGUCACUCUUCUAAGAAUACUUUUCAGCUCUGUGGCUCUUUGUAUAUACUAGUGUAAAUAAUAGGGUUUAAACGAGAAAUGGGUGAGGAAUUGGUUCAUGCAGCAGCCGUGGGUAGAGGAAGCAACUUCACUCCAGGGCGGAGGAGGGCCAGAGGCCAGAAAUGUGUAAUUUAAAAAGUUGUUAUUUUUUUUUACAGACAAAUGAGAGACUUUUGGACAAAAUUCUUAAUGUGUUGUAUUUGCAAAUGACGAUGUCAAUAAAGAAGAGAAUUUGCA